AUUUUUGACAAUUUAAAAUGAAUCUGCACGAAGAGUUUGACCUUCCCCCUCCCAAAGCAAUCAGUGAAGGAGGAAGUAUCCCUGAUUACGACAAAGCAUACUAUAUUAGCGAGCAGCUGGAUGAAAGAUCAUAUGAAAAUAAUUAGCACUGACGGGCCAGAUUACGAUGAACACUUAUUAAUGAUGGCUUUUAAUAAUCUUGAUAAUGAUCAGAUACUAGAGUUUAUAGAUGAGCAAGAGGACUGGAAGGGAAUCAAGCUCUCAGAAGAUAGAGAGUCCUUGUUACAUAUUGGAAUUUACUCCAGUAAUUACAAUAUUUGUAAAUCACUUUUAAAAAGAAAGGCAGACAUAGAUGCUAAAAACAAAGAAGGGCAUACUCCACUUCAUUCUGCUUGUAUUCAGAAAGCAAACUGCAAGUAUAUUGCACUCCUUAUGAAUCACGGUGCAGAUCCAACUUUGAGAGAUAAUUGUGGUAAAACCCCGCUUCAUUACAUAAGGUGUUUGGCCUCCCUAAAUGUUAUCCUUAAGGAGUACAAUAAGAAUGAAGAUACAAACAAGGUUGAGUUGCUUAAUAUGGAUGAUAAAAAUGGGAAUACUCCUCUCACGGAUUGAAUUCUUGAGGAAGAAAAGACCAAUUCAAAAUCUCAAAUCCUCAAAGAAAUGAUUAAAAAGGAUGCUGACUUUUCUAUCCAAAAUAAUAAAGGUGACAAUGCCUUGCAUAUAUGUGCCAGGCAAUGUAAUUCCAAAAUUCUAGGAGUCAUAGUACUCAAAAUGCUGAAUGAUGAGCUUAAUGGAAAAUCUAUUGGUUUGAGCAUGAUGACAUCCCAGGCAGUACUUAAAUUACAGAACAACCAGAAUGCAGAUGCUUUAACGGAAUCUAUUCAUUCAAAAUCUAAAGACUGUAUAAGUAUUUUAGUUGAUAUUGGAGGAAUGAAAAUUACAAAGGCUCAUCUCGCUGCUGCCAAGAGUUACAUUAAUGAUUCCAGCAAGAUUUAUAACCUUUUAAAAAGACGUUAUCAGGCACAAGAAGGUGAGAAAGAGAUCGAGAAGAAUGGAAAAUAUAGUCGAAAUCACCUAAAUGGUCUCAAAUCUACGGAUGAAGUUAGAGGAAAAGUAACAGAUUAUUUUCUAAAAACUAAAAUUGGAAGUCAGAGAGAUCUCCUCUCAACUUCUGAUGAUCUUAAUCUUGAAGAAGCUAAAGUCACCGGAAAACUCAAGAAUACUCUGGAAAAACUUACGGUGGAGCGGGAUAUGAUCAGAGAUGAUAGGGAUAAACUUCUACAGCUUCUAGAUCAAAAUGAUGACUGAGGAUUCAAACUUGAAGAGAGUGAUGUUGAGUUAAAAGAUCAGAUAGGAUGGGGAGCUUAUGCUGUAGUGUACAAAGGAAAUUACUAUGGAAUAGACGUUGCUGUCAAGAAGUUCAAUAAGACAGAUGAAAAAUCUCUAAGAAUAUAUGCGAAUGAAGUAAAAAUUCUAAAGUCAUGACACCAUCCUGGAAUCUUAAGACUUAUCGGUUAUUUCGAAACUUCUGAUUCUUACAAUAUUGUGAGCGAACUGCAUCCAUGUGGUAAUCUCUCAGAGCUCAUUCACGGUAACAUCCCCUUCAAGCUCAAAAGAAAGUUCGGAGUGGCCAUCGAAGUCGCCAAAGCCAUGAACUACCUUCACUAUCGCAAAAGACCAGUCCUUCACAGAGACCUCAAGAGCGAGAAUGUCUUGAUCGACAAGUCGUUGAGGGUCCGCCUGUGUGAUUUCGGGAUCUCCAAGAUGGCCGAAGUCGAUGAAGUUGAGCAAGACAUGGAGUCGCCUCUGAACAUCAAUCACCAAACCAAGACUAUCGGAACUGUUUCAUGGAUGGCACCUGAGUUCAUCAAUGACAAAGUCUUUGAUAAAUAAGAGCGAUGUGUACUCAUUUGGGAUAUUGCUGUGGGAGAUAAUGACAAGAGGAAAGCUGUACCCUGACCUACAACCACCACAGAUCGCUUACUGAGUAGCUAAUACUAAUUUACGACCUGACAUUCCUAAAGGAAUGAAUUUACAGCUAUAGCAGAGCUAAUAGAAAGCUGCUGGGAUGAAGACCCUGAUAAAAGACCAACUUACAAAGAGAUUCUAGAGAAAUUAAUUAUACUGGAGGAUGAAUUAGUGUUUAAAUAAGAUGAUUUUCAAUU
Molecule: messenger RNA, 2165 nt
Organism: Moneuplotes crassus
Lineage: Eukaryota; Ciliophora; Spirotrichea; Euplotida; Euplotidae
Source: the annotation of a GenBank genome assembly